AUGUCAUCAGACCAAGUACUUGCAUAUCAAAAUGAGAUUUCACAACUAAAAUUAGAUAUUGAAAUAUUGAAUCAAGAUCGUAGAUUACUAUAUACUGAAAAUGCACAAUUAAAAGAAGAGAAUACUAGAAUACAAGCUACUGUCACGAGAUUGGAAUUAGCAAUUGAUAAAUAUAGAUCAUUGGUACAGAAAUCAAAUGAUGCAAUGCAACAAAAAUCAAAUGAUCAAAUGGCCGCUGUUCAAAAUAUAAGAUCAAUGACAUCAGGUGAUGAAGAUAAAGCAUUUUGUGAAAAGUUUGGUCUUCCAAAAGGAGAGUUUUCUAUUAUUUCAUAUAGUUGUACCAAUGAUGUAUUCCAAGCUGGAUCAUUACAUAUUACACCAUAUUAUUUAUGUUUUGAAUUACAUCUUGGUCUAUUGAAAACAGUCGAAAAUACAAUUACAAUGCCAAUCAAGGAUAUAGUUGCAUUGAACAAGGUCAAGAUGUUUAAAUUCUUGCCAGGCAAGGGUGCAUGUGCAGAGGUAAAGAUGAAGGACAAUAGUAUUAAAUUAUUCAAAGGUUUCCUCAGACGUAAGGAAUGUCUACGUAAUAUUUAUAAUCAAGCUCUUACUAUUGGACAUACCAUCAAUAUGUUGAGAGAAGGUAAUCCUGAUCAUGAACAUCUUAGUCCUGACAAUUAA
Molecule: messenger RNA, 678 nt
Organism: Cavenderia fasciculata
Lineage: Eukaryota; Evosea; Eumycetozoa; Acytosteliales; Cavenderiaceae
Exons: 4
Coding region: 1-678 (225 amino acids)
Source: RefSeq, a predicted model, not a curated record